Molecule: messenger RNA, 2731 nt
Organism: Nerophis lumbriciformis (worm pipefish)
Lineage: Eukaryota; Metazoa; Chordata; Actinopteri; Syngnathiformes; Syngnathidae
Biological process (GO): protein ubiquitination; mRNA processing; ubiquitin-dependent protein catabolic process
Cellular component (GO): nucleus
Molecular function (GO): ubiquitin protein ligase activity
Source: RefSeq, a predicted model, not a curated record
AGGAAGAAGAAAAGGGGUCUUUUCCUUCUGUCUGACUGGCCUAACAGCUUCGUCAUAACACAUUUACGUUACGUUGGAUUUACACUUUAUAUUCGGUUAUGUUAUCCGGCUCCUGGUCUUUUAUUAGAUUUAUUUAACACACACGAGCAUGUACCGUCCCGGUCAGCCAGUUGGCGUUCCGCGGCCUUUUGGGGUACCUCAACAUCACAACAGCCUGUACAAUGCCGGGGCUCCUUGUCUGCCUCCGAUGAAUUUUCCUCCUGCACCGUGUGGAACAUUCUCGUCUUCGCCGAUGCCGGGGAAUCAAUUUCUACUCAACAGACCUCCAGGACCUCAUCCAGUCAAUCCCCACUGUAGCAGCUUCCCCAUGGACCCUAAUACAGCGAUUUCUGCAGGAGGCAGCCAGCCGCUUGCCUCUCCAGCACCAUGGAAUCUCCCUCCUGCCAAACAUCGACCAGACAACAGUGACCAUGCUGGUGAAGAGUUCUUGAGAUGUAUUGCCCAAAAUAAACCUUUUCCCGACUACCUUAAAGGAAACAUGGCCUCCAACCUGGCGGAUGCGUUAAAGUCGGCAAAUGUCCUAAAAGAGGCUGUCAAAUCAGAUCGUGUUUAUCAGAAGCAUUUGACCAGAAGCAAAAGUCGGAGCAGAAGUCGAAGCCGUGGCCGUAGCCGUGGAAGAUCUCGAUGCAAGAGUCGUGGACGAAGCCGAAGCAAAGGAAGGAGUAAAAGUUGUAUUCGUGGUAAAAGUCGUGCAAGAAGCAAAAGCAGAGUUCGAAGUCGAAGCCGAAGCCGAAGCCGAAGCAAGAAAAAUCGCGCAAGGAGCAAAAGCAGACAUAGGCGGUCGACGUCACAAAGUAGCAGUAGCAGCAAGAGACAGCAUGGCAAAGACAACAAACAGGAAAGGAGUCCCAAGCACAGCAAUGGCGGUGCUAGUUGUAGUAGUAGUCUCCAAAGCAAUAGUUUGUUGGAGGGACUAAAACUGGAAGACCUGGAAGAGCGGCUGCCCACUCUCAAAGAUGCCGUCCUCACAAUUCAGGCCUCUGAUAAACGCCUAGAAAUGCAACAUCCCAAAAUGGAGACUUCAACGUCAUCGGAAAUUGAGAGCAUGGUCCUGCCUCAUGACAGAGUAGGCAGUGACUUCUCUUGGCUUCAGCCCCAAAGUCAGAUGACGACAAGAGCUGAUGAAUAUGAAGACGAGGAGUCUUUCUUGUAUGGGAAUGAAGAUGCAACAGACAAAAUGUUUGGCACUUUCCCAACUGGAGACUUGGUCAAACCAGACUGUGACAAAAAGAAGAGCUGCAAUCUGGGCAGCCAACAGCAUCUCAGGAAUAAAUCAGAUUUCAGUAUUUCGGGUGGUCAGCUAUACCCGAGCCAAGCCUUUCCUUCUCUGGACAACAAAGAAUGUGAAAAGCUAAAAAAUAUAUUAAAAGGUUUGCGCAAAACACAAAGUAGUAAUUCAACGGAAAAGACAGCCUGCCACAGUGAAGGAAAACCGUUGAUUUCUGCGCAAACUCUCAGUUCAGUCCCAUUGGUCGCUCCUUCGGGAUUACCACCUCAGCACAAACACAAUAUACGCCAAGCUUUGGAGUCUUUACAGUCACUCAUUAAAGUAACCAAAGAGAUACGGGAAAAGAGCGAAGGGGUUGGAACAUCUCAGUCCUGCACUCAACACAAGUCUGAUGAGGAAACCAAAAGGAACAAAGCGAAACAAAGCAAAAUACAUCAAGUUGAAGUGUUGACGAAAGAAGUAGGGACAUUCUUCAAAGAGGACGGAUUUGGUUUCCUUUCACCAGUGAUUGGUUUUUACUGCCAGAUAUGUGAGGAGUUCAUCGGCGAUUUGAAUGGUGCUGAAAGUCACGCAGCCGCCCACUGCCAACGAAACAUCGGCCGUAAAACGCAGGCGAAUAAACAUAGCGAAGAUGCUAAACAGCACUUAAGUCUGAAAGACAACAAGGGCCACAGUGGUACUGAAAGAGGAGACAAAGGGAAGGACAGAAUCAAACAGGAGGAUGAUUACAUUGCUCACAGGCAUGAGCAGAAGAAUCAUAUGUGGAAGGAGAUCAAGAAGGAGAGGAUGCUCAUUACUGUCUCUCGUUGUGUUACAUCUCCAAAUGUAGAGGAGCAGAACAAGGAUCAGCGUGUUGAAAGCCAUGCCAAAGUUAGGGAAGACACGAGAAGUAAAGGAACAUCCAAUAAGAAAAAGCUAAAAGAUGCAAAGAAAAAACAUGAAAGUAGCGACGACAGCCACGACGACAAACGAAAGGUUUUGAAAGAAAAGUCACACAAAAAGAAAAAGGACAAAAAGAAGAAGAAAAAGAAGAAUACGUUGUAAGUUAUGUGUCGUUGGUUUUGUUAUUCCUUUCAGGAAUUUCCAAGUUCCUUUUCAUGUAAAAAAUCAGCAACUUGUUUUUGUUGGCUUGUUUACUAGAUUAGGAGAUACAUCAGCUGUGUGGGUAUUGAUUAGUGAGGUAUGAAAGAGUGUAAGGCAAAGAACUAUCACUUUGAUGUCUGAACUUCCCGCAAAAAGAUUAAUCAUCAUGUCUUAAGUUCGCCGCACUCUGAUUAAAAGUGUUCGAUGAUUAUUGUAAGUACCAACAUUGUAACAUAAGUCCAAAAAGACAAAAAUAAUCAUAGGUCACCGUUAAACAACAUAAACAGAUCUCUGAGCUCAGUGUAUUGUAAAUUCAAAUACUGUAUAUUUCUCCAUGUAAAUAAACCGUUUUUCACAAGU